AAAAGUCAUAAAAAUGAAUAGUAGUAGUUCCAGUCAAUCUGCCGUACAUCAAGUUUCUCCUUUAAAAAGGGAAGCUCCCAAAGUAGAAAAUCCACCAAGCAACAUAUAUAAGAGUUUUUUGCAGGUGAAGUGUGUUGAGAAUUAAGAAAGAUGGGAAUAAAGUUAUGGGUAAUGUUAGUGAUGAUGGUGCUUUCAUCACUAAAUGAAUGGUAUUGUUUAGGGUGUUGGGAGGAAGAAAGGAUUGCUCUUUUACACCUCAAAGUAAACAUGAACUUUCCAGAUGAAAGAUCGCUGCCUUCAUGGGUAGUUAAUGAGAAUGAAACUGAUUGUUGUCAAUGGCAAGGGGUUGAAUGCAGCAACACAACUAAACGAGUAACCCAACUUAAUCUUGAUGGCGUUAGGGAUUGAAAAUUAGGAGAUUGGUAUUUUAAUGCCUCUCUAUUUCUUCCCUUUCAAAAGCUUAGACAUCUCUCUUUGCAGUGGAAUCAGUUAGUAGGUUGGAUUGAGAAUGAAGGUUUUGACAGAUUGUCGAAGUUGAGAAAUUUGGAGGCACUUGAUCUGAGUUGCAAUUCAUUUCAUCGCAAAAUUUUGUCAUCUCUUAGUCAGCUUUCUUCUCUCAAGCAUUUGAGAUUUCGAAGCAGCCUUUUAGAGACAGAAAAUUACGGCAAUAGUCGUGAAAGACUCUUCGGAUUAACCAAGCUGGAAGUUCUUGAUUUUAUGGGUAAUUACGGGAUUAUCGACGAUGAUAUUCUAUCUGUGCUAAAUCUGAAUGAUUUUAUCAAUUUGAAGGAGCUCCAACUAAGUGGUAAUGGAUUUAGAAGAUUGGGUUCCAUUUAUGGUCUAAAAUAUUUGAAGGUCCUUAGUUUACAAUCAAAUUACUUCAAUAAUAGCAUUUUCUCCUCACUUCAUGGGCUAUCAUCACUGAAGUCUGUAGAUCUCUAUAACAAUAAACUAAAAGGAACCAUCCAAAUGAAAGCUUGUACAUGUUUAUUUCUCUACCUUCAUCUAGAUUUACAUGCUUUGAGUAAUUUGGAGGAGCUUGAUCUAAGUCGUAAUGAGGUUGACAACUUCACACUUCCAACAGGCAUCAAAAGUGUGCAUCAUCUCCAAGUGCUAAAAUUAGAUGACUUGUAUGUCUCCAACAUUAGCAACAUGGUGCAAUCUUUAAAGGCUUUCUCUUACCUCAAGCACUUCUAUUUUCGGAACAAUUAUGUAAAUGGAAGUAUUGGAUCUUAUGAGUUGAGCCAUUUUAGACGACUGGAGGGACUGUUCUUGGAUUAUUCUAACGUGGAUUGGAACUUUCUACAAAGUACUGGAGCACUAUCUUCCCUCAAGAUUUUAUCUUUGCCCAGAUGCAGACUCAAAGGCACCCUUCCGGUUCAAGGGUUGUGUAAGCUUAAAAACCUCCAAGAGUUAGAUCUUAGUUGGAAUGAGUACAAAGGAAUACUUCCUUCAUGUAUUGCAAAUAUGAUAUCUCUUAGAUUGGUUGAACUCUCACACAAUUCUUUCACCGGAAAUAUUGCCUCCCCCCCACUUUCGAAACUCACAUCGCUUGAAUAUCUCUCCCUUUCAAGUAACAACUUUCAAGUUCCAAUUUCUUUUAAGGCAUUCUUUAAUCAUUCAAACUUAAAGUUUUUAUUUUUGGAAAACAAUGAAAUAAUAAAUGACAACGAGUUGGGAAAUUGGGUUCCCAAUUUUCAACUAGAGGUUUUUAGUAUGUCGAAAACAAGAGGUCAUCCAUCAUUACCCAACUUCCUUUACUAUCAAUCCAAUUUGAGAUUUCUUCAUCUCCCAAAUAACAGCAUAGGACCAAAUUUUCCAACUUGGUUGUUGGAGAACAACACAAGACUUAGGGAACUAUACCUGAGGGAUAAUGCUUUUCUAGGACCUCUCAAGUUGCCAACAAGCACCAAUUCCAAUAUGAAGACUUUCGAUAUAUCUAAUAACAAGUUCAAUGGACAUGUUCCAACUAAUAUAACUUCAGUUUUUCCAAACUUGGUCGCAUUAAACAUAUCAACAAAUAUGUUUGAUGGUUGUCUACCUUCUAGUUUCGGUAACUUAAAAUAUAUAGAAUUUUUAGACUUGUCCAGCAAUAACUUGUCAGGCACAAUACCGCAGGAAUUAGUUAUGGGAUGCUUUUCUCUGAAUUUUCUCAAAUUAUCGAAUAAUAAAUUGCAAGGACAAAUAUUUCCAGAAUCUAUCAACCUACCAGACUUGGAAUUUUUACUUCUGGAUAGCAAUGAGUUCUCAGGCACCAUUCCAAGGAGUUUGUCUACCAUCCUUCUUACAGUGUUAGACGUUAGUUACAAUAGUUUGUCGGGCAAAAUUCCUACAUCAGUGGGUAAUAUGACAGUAUUGGAUGAAAUUUCUCUGUCCAACAACAAGUUUGAGGGUCCAAUACCAGAAGGAAUUUGCAAUCUCAAUUAUCUUCGCCUCUUAGAUUUGUCUGAGAACAAGUUAUGUGGUUCAAUCCCAUCUUGCUUCAAUCCAUCAACAAUAAGUCAUGUCUAUCUAAACAAUAACCAAUUGGAAGGUGAGCUCACAUGUACAUUUUAUAAUAGCUCUUCUUUGAAGUCACUGGAUCUUAGAUGGAAUAAGUUCAUCGGAAAUAUCCCUCAAUGGAUUGGCAAUUUAUCAAGCCUGAGCAUUAUUCAUCUCAGCAAUAACCAUUUUGAAGGCAAAAUCCCUCACCAAUUUUGUGAUAUGGACCAUCUAAGCAUGAUGGACCUUUCUUUUAAUUUUCUUUCGGGUCAAAUCCCGCACUGCUUUGGUAACUUCACCAGGAAGUCUGGAAGGUUUGAAGAAUCAUUGAUGUCUUCAUUUACAUCACUCUUAUCUUACAUGAAUACGGUUAAGUCAGAAAGGGCCUAUCACGUGAAUUUCGACGACACUGGAGAUUUCAAUGUAAUUUAUGAGCCAACAACAGCGACAUUCAUGACAAAGAGAAAUUCUUAUAUUUACAAAGGUGACAUCCUGAAUUACAUGUCAGGAAUUGAUUUGUCUUCCAAUGAAUUACAUGGUGAAAUUCCAGAUGGCCUUGGAAAUUUAAGUGACAUUCACUCGCUCAACUUGUCGUACAACUAUCUUAUUGGAACAAUUCCAGAAACAUUCUCAAACUUACGUCAGAUAGAGAGUUUAGAUCUCUCCUAUAACAACUUGGGCGGGAAGAUCCCCACUGGUCUGAUCAAGUUAAACACUUUGGAAGUCUUCAGUGUGGCGCAUAACAAUUUAACAGGUAUGAUACCAGAGAAAGGUCAGUUUGGAACUUUCGAUGAAGGUAGUUAUCAGGGAAAUCCUUAUCUUUGUGGCCGUCCAUUACCUAACGACUGUACUAGCACGGGAUCAACACCUAUCUUGCCAUCUGCUGAUGAUGAAAGUGAGGAGAGCGGUUUCAUGGACAUGGAGUUCUUCUACAUAAGCUUGGUCAUAUCUUAUUUAUGUGUAGUGCUUUGCAUUGCUAUAGUUCUAUCCAUAAAUCCUCACUGGAGAAAAGCAUGGUUUCAUUUCAUUGAGGUUUAUAUAUACCAUUUUUGAGGCUGUGUGUUCUGGACAAAUCAAGAUUUGAUGAAGUAAUGAAGCAGUAAAGC
Molecule: messenger RNA, 3587 nt
Organism: Olea europaea var. sylvestris
Lineage: Eukaryota; Viridiplantae; Streptophyta; Magnoliopsida; Lamiales; Oleaceae
Product: LRR receptor-like serine/threonine-protein kinase FLS2
Exons: 10
Coding region: 718-3534 (938 amino acids)
Molecular function (GO): protein binding
Source: RefSeq, a predicted model, not a curated record